Messenger RNA from Auxenochlorella protothecoides, 228 nucleotides. RefSeq lists its product as hypothetical. Lineage: Eukaryota; Viridiplantae; Chlorophyta; Trebouxiophyceae; Chlorellales; Chlorellaceae. The transcript has a single exon. The record is from RefSeq and is a predicted model, not a curated record. The coding region runs from base 1 to 228 and encodes 75 amino acids.
AUGGACAGGUCUUGGUGUCCUGGACUUGACCCAGGAAUGUGUAGUCCUCGUUGCCACAGAUGGCAUGGGCUGUUGCCGAGGCUCAGAGCACAACCAGGGCUAGGCAGUGGGCGUUCAGGUGGUUUCUUUGUCAGCAGGCGGGCUAUGAAAGGGGUCGCAGGGGGUGUGCUUGGUGUCUCGUGUACAUGGAGGCUUUCCACCUCCUCAAAUCUGGGUCCUUGUAUCUGA